AUGGCUCGAAAAAGAGCGUCUCGCAGCGAGCAGCUUCCUUGCCCGUUAUUCAACACCUUCAGGAGCAUUGCCUCGCCAAUCAUACGAUUUUGCACGGUAUCAACAGACACACUUGACAUACUCGUAGAGCUUUGUGCCGGCCCUGCUGCCACUUCCCGAAUCGAGCUUGCACGCAGCACCAAAUUGAUAAAGAGGCUUUCCCAGACACUGGAUCCCGAGUAUACCGGAGACGACACCUGGGCAGACGCGGUGGGUGGUCGUUAUUCAGGCGUCAGAGAAGCCACACCUAGUUUGGUGACUCCUUGGAAGGACAGACAUCUUGGCGUAGUCUAUCGUUACCGACUCGACGAGGCCCCUGAAACUCCAAGCCAAAGUUCUGCCUUUGGCUCUGGAUCACUCCAUGGCUUGCUUUUCGUAAAUCCGUCCGCGUCGUAUACAUCGAGUCCUCCGAACCAGGAGUCGGGCCGAACUUCUCACCGGAGCCAAGUCAGCUUCGAUAGUAUCAUUGAAGAGCACUCAGCUGGUCGAACCAACUUAGCCCAUUGCUAUCAGAUCUUCAAACCAGAGGCUUAUCGUGGACGCCCUCCUUGCCCGGACGUAUUUCCGUCAAGCCAAACACACAGUUAUAUCGCAGCUAUGGUUGCUCACGAACGUGGAGAAUCGGCGGAAGAGACAGAAGACGGUACCGGUGAAGAUUGGGUUGACGAUGCGGAUGUUGUGCAAAUGAAACCUAAAGUUACGAAGGUCAUUGUACGUCCAGUCAAAGGAGCACGAGCAGGAAAGAGACCUGUCAAGCUCGCUGGUGGUGGCUUGAAGGAGAAGGGAACCACCACUCUCGGAAAGGGACGGACUGAGGCAAGAGGCAUUGAGGAGACGAAAGAGACUAAAGAGGCGAAAGAGACGAAGCAAAUCAAGAAAGUCGAGCGUGAUACAGAGGAUGAGGUUGCAAUUGAAUCUUGUGACAGCCAGGUGUGGGACCCGAAGUGGGUGAUCCAACGCAAGAGAUACGUACAAUAA
Mollisia scopiformis is the source of this 1017-nucleotide messenger RNA. RefSeq lists its product as uncharacterized. Lineage: Eukaryota; Fungi; Ascomycota; Leotiomycetes; Helotiales; Mollisiaceae. The transcript is spliced from 4 exons. The record is from RefSeq and is a predicted model, not a curated record. Bases 1 to 1017 code for a protein of 338 amino acids.